Messenger RNA from Psilocybe cubensis, 1527 nucleotides. RefSeq lists its product as uncharacterized. The coding region runs from base 1 to 1527 and encodes 508 amino acids. Gene Ontology annotation, molecular function: FAD binding; oxidoreductase activity. The record is from RefSeq and is a predicted model, not a curated record. Lineage: Eukaryota; Fungi; Basidiomycota; Agaricomycetes; Agaricales; Agrocybaceae. The transcript is spliced from 8 exons.
AUGCGUUCACAUCAACCCUUGUAUUUUGGAAUAAACAUCAGCCCUGCCCGCCGGUCCUCAAAGAAUCGAGGAUGUAUCCAUCCUGCUAGUGGAGACCUCAUAUCUGAACUCACCUCGAGCGGGAAUAUUACCGUACUCACACCCGCGAGCCAGAAUUAUGCCAAUGCAAGCACAGCAUUCAACCUGAGAUUCACGCUUAACCCAGCUGCCGUUACCUUUCCUACCACUCCCCAGCAAAUAUCGACCAUCUUGUCAUUAACUACCAAGUAUAAUCACCAAGCUGUUGCUCGAUCCGGAGGUCACAGCUACAUUGCCAAUGGUCUUGGUGGCAAAGAUGGAGUCGUCGUCGUCGAUAUGAGUAAUUUCAGAGCUGUAACGGUGGAUCCCGAGACCAAUGUGGCAAGCAUUGGAGUAGGGAAUCGACUAGGAGACGUCGCUUUGGCGUUGAACACAUACGGGAGAGCAUUGCCGCAUGGGACUUGCCCAUAUGUAGGUCUUGGUGGGCAUUCCGGCCACGGUGGAUAUGGAUUCACCUCACGAAAAUGGGGUCUUACUUUGGAUACAAUCGUAGCCAUUGAUGUUGUGCUUGCGAAUGGAGCAAUUCUCAACGGUGUCUCCAACUCAAAGUUCCCUGAUUUAUUUUGGGCCCUUCGUGGUUCAUCUUCUUCGUUCGGCAUAGUUACCACAAUUCACACCAACACAUUUGCCGCACCUCCAUCGACCACUGUCUUCUCAUACAGGUGGGACCUUAACAUUUCGGAAGCCGUGUCAGCUACCAUGGCGUAUCAAUCCUACGUUGUAUCGCCAGAUUUUCCGCAGGAAAUGGGAUCAGAGAUUGUUCUCCGUGCAGGAUCGACCCAGGGGCGCGUCUCAUUCCGAUUGACUGGUGGAUGGUACGCUCCGCCGGAGCAGUACGACGCCGUCAUCCAACCCUACUUAACGCAGCUACCGAGUCCACAAACCGCUACAGUACAUAAUGAGACCUAUAUCGGCAGUGUAGAGUUCUUUGGUGGACUGGGGAGGCUUAAUACGACAGGGAUUCCUGAUGCGCAUGAUACAUUCUACGCCAAAUCUCUUAUGAUUCCCGAAAGCGUGCCAUUUUCAAACGAAUCUCUCACUGCGUUUUAUACAUAUCUUGCCAAUGACGCCUUUACAGCAAAUACGAACUGGUUUGCCGAGAUUGAGCUUUACGGUGGCACAAACUCAGCCAUCAACAAUGUCCCUUUCGACGCGACAGCGUUUGGACAUCGAGACACUAUGUUCACGAUGCAGUUCUAUACGUCUGCGAUUGGUGGAGUGCCGCCGUUUCCAGUCGAAGGAUUUGGCUUGCUUGAUGAUAUGGUGGCCACCAUCGUCGACAACAACCCUAGGGGGCGGGAGUAUGGAGCAUAUGCAAACUACAUUGAUAAUAGACUUGAAGACUGGCAACUCAAAUAUUACGCAUCUCAUUAUCCUAAGCUUAGGAAUAUCAAAAGGAAAUACGACCCCCAUGACACAUUCGACUUUCCGCUUUCCAUUCAGGAGUGA